AUGGCCACCCAAAGACUAGCCUCCGUCUUCUCACACCUGUCGCCCUCGAAGACUGGCGUCUCUGCCAUCACACAGAAGCACCCCGAUGACAUUGUCAUUACCCUCGCCAUCCGAACACCCCUAGCAAAGGGCAAGAAAGGCGGCUUCAAGGACACAGACCUGGACUACAUCGUCUGGGCGCUCCUGAAGGAGGUCGUGAAGAAGAGCAAGCUCGAUCCCUCGCUGGUCGAGGAUAUCUGUUUGGGAAAUGUCGGGGAUGCCCGAGCAGCAUAUAAAGUCCGAGCCGCGUCACUUGCAGCCGGCUUCCCCCACACGUCAGGUGCAAGCUCCGUGAACAGAUUCUGCUCCUCGGGCUUAAAAGCCGUACAAGACAUCGCGAACCAGAUCUCCACCGGCAGCAUCGAGAUCGGGCUCGCGCUGGGUGGCGAAUCGAUGACCAACAACGGUGGUCGCGAGAUGCCUUUCAGCCCUGAGAUCGUGGCAAACCAAGAGGCGGCAGACUGUCAGCAACCCAUGAUCCAGACGAGCGAGAACGUCGGCAACGAUUUCAAUAUCUCAAGACGCACGCAGGACGAGUAUGCUUGCGAGAGCUUCCGACGGGCCGAGGUCGCGCAGAAGGCGGGCUGGUUCGACGACGAGAUCGUGCCGAUCACGACCAAAGUCAAGGACGCGGAGGGGAAUCUCAAGGAAGUGACGCUCACCAAGGACGAAGGCCCACGGUACGGCACUACGCUGGAAAGCCUGCUGAAGAUUCGACCUGCCAUGCCACAAUUCGGCGACAAGACUUCCGGAGGCAAUGCCAGCCAAGUCACCGACGGCGCCGCGGCCAUCCUCCUCAUGAAACGGUCGAAAGCCCUCGAACUAGGCCAACCGAUCCUCGCCAAGUUCGUUGGUGCCACCGUCGCCGGCGUACCUCCGCGGAUAAUGGGCAUCGGCCCCACGGCUGCGAUCCCCAAGCUCUUGUCCAAGUAUUCGCUGAACAAGGAUGACAUUGACAUCUGGGAGAUCAACGAGGCGUUCGCCUCCAUGGCCGUCUACUGCUUGAAUACCCUAGGCUUGGAGCACGAGAAGAUGAACCCCCGUGGUGGAGCGAUUGCGCUGGGCCAUCCGCUAGGAGCCACUGGUGCGAGGCAGAUCUGUACGAUUUUGAGCGAGGCCCGCCGCACGAAGAAGAAGGUUCUCGUCACGAGUAUGUGUAUUGGCACGGGCCAGGGCAUGGCUGGCCUGUUUGUCAAUGAGCAGUUGUAG
This is a messenger RNA of Cladophialophora yegresii CBS 114405, 1248 nucleotides long. RefSeq names its product acetyl-CoA acyltransferase. Gene Ontology annotation, biological process: phenylacetate catabolic process; fatty acid beta-oxidation. Gene Ontology annotation, molecular function: acetyl-CoA C-acyltransferase activity. Gene Ontology annotation, cellular component: peroxisome. The transcript is spliced from 4 exons. The record is from RefSeq and is a predicted model, not a curated record. Bases 1 to 1248 code for a protein of 415 amino acids. Lineage: Eukaryota; Fungi; Ascomycota; Eurotiomycetes; Chaetothyriales; Herpotrichiellaceae.